CAAAUUUGUGCAUAGAAGUGUGAGAACUAAGAACCACAUAUGGCUGGUAGCAGUAGGAAUCCACUAGCUGUAGGGCGUGUAAUAGGGGAUGUAAUAGACUCAUUUGAAAAUUCCAUUCCUCUUCGAGUGACCUAUGGUAAUAGGGAUGUGAAUAAUGGUUGUGAGCUCAAACCUUCUCAAAUUGGAAAUCAACCGAGAGUGAGUGUUGGUGGAAACGAUCUCAGAAACCUCUACACCCUAGUUAUGGUGGAUCCUGAUUCACCUAGCCCAAGUAACCCCACUUUUAAGGAGUACCUUCACUGGUUGGUGACUGAUAUUCCAGGAACCACUGAAGUCACUUUCGGCAAUGAGGUUGUAAAUUAUGAAAGGCCACGACCCACUUCAGGGAUCCAUCGUUUCGUGUUUGUCUUAUUCCGUCAACAGUGUAGACAAAGGGUUUAUGCUCCAGGAUGGCGACAAAAUUUCAACACAAGAGAAUUUGCUGAACUCUACAAUCUUGGAUCACCUGUUGCUGCUGUCUUCUUCAAUUGUCAGAGGGAGAGUGGCUCUGGAGGAAGAACCUUUAGAUAAUUAUUAUAUGAACUAUAUGAAAUUAAAAUUAAAGUGGAAGCUUAGUGUUAGUUUGGUAUCACAAAGACUUUGACAAAAUCACCAUGAGUCAUAUUCAACAAAAUCAUUGUACCAUAGUGAUUUUGCCAAGACAUUGUAAUAUCAAACAUAUAUACUUAGUUAAGUUAGUUAUAUUUAUACACACACAUUAUACACUCACAUACACAAAUGUAAAAGUAGCAAAUACUAAGUAUAGAUAUGUGUGUCGUUUUUUUGUUGUUGUUGUUGAAGGAAUGUGUCACUUUAUGUUUGUGUAUGUAUAAUGUAUCAUAUAUUAUCAUCAAUAAAGAGCUGCCCACUACUCAUUGCUAA
Medicago truncatula (barrel medic) is the source of this 921-nucleotide messenger RNA. Its product is annotated as protein HEADING DATE 3A. Bases 40 to 570 code for a protein of 176 amino acids. NCBI's taxonomy places the organism in Eukaryota, Viridiplantae, Streptophyta, Magnoliopsida, Fabales, Fabaceae. The record is from RefSeq and is a predicted model, not a curated record. The transcript is spliced from 4 exons.